AUGUCCCGCUGCUUGUGCCUCCUGGCCGCUGCGUCGCUCGCGCUGUACGGCGCGAGCAGCUUCGUCACCCCAGCAAGUCCGCCGGCCGCGCCCCAGGCCGCCAGUGGCGCGGCCGCAACGGUGCGGGAGGCUGUCGAGGAGGCCGCGCCAGCCUCCAGCAGCAGCGCCUCGUGGAGCCCGCUGGCCAUCGGGGCGGCCCUCGGGCUGGUGGUCGCCGUGAUGGGCGGCCGGCCGGCGCUGGCGGCGGACCUCGAGAACGGCGAGAGCGUGUUCCUGGGCAACUGCGCGGCGUGCCACGCGGGGGGGAACAACAGCGUGGUGGCGGAGAAGACCCUGAGGAAGGCGGCCAUCGAGCAGUACCUGACUGGCGGCUACAACGCGGCUGCCAUCAAGACGCAGGUGACGAACGGCAAGGGCUCCAUGCCGGCGUUCGGCGACAAGUUGGGGCCGGACGACAUCGAUGACGUUGCAGCGUACGUGCUCGACCAGUCCACCAAGUGGUGA
Molecule: messenger RNA, 504 nt
Organism: Prorocentrum cordatum
Lineage: Eukaryota; Dinophyceae; Prorocentrales; Prorocentraceae
Source: the annotation of a GenBank genome assembly